AUGAACCGGCUCCGGAACAGGAGGCGUCCGGAGCCACUCCGGGGCCCCCCGCAGUGGGUCCCCACUCUGGGCGAGCUGCAGAAGACCCUCCAGCAGGGGGAGCACUUGCCCCUCCGCCCGCUGCCCAUGUUCGAGAGUAACUUCAUCCAGGUGACCAAUCGAGGGGCCCCGGUGUACGUGCACCACAGGACCAACCGAGUGACGAUGGGCGUGGCCGCCUCCCUGCCAGGCUUGGUGCUGCCGGACAUGCUGCUGAUGGCCCAGCCCCCCGAGGACAGGGAGUGCUCCAACCUCGUCCUCACCAGGAUGAUCCCGCUGGACCUGGCCCACCUCUACGUCCACGACCUGUCCGCCUGGCGCCUGAAGCUGCGCCUGGUCACAGGCCGCUACUACUACCUGGAGCUGGACGCCCCCGACAGCGAGGUCGGCUUCCUGUUCGACCGCUGGAUACGCCUGAUCAGCCGGCUCCAGCAGCCCGCCACUUCCUGGGCCCCUAGGACCCUGCACACGCCCCCCACGGGCCUCUCCCACCUAGGGCCUCCUGCCUCCACCUGGCGCCUCCAGGUCCCGUCCCACCACAGACAUUCAGUCACGACUGCCGAGCCCACCUUUCCUUACAAGAUUCUGACAGCUCAGAGACAGAAGGCCAAGACCCUCAAGCGAAAAUUCAAGUCUCAGGCCGUGGGCGACUCUCUGCCUCUCGUGUGGUCCCAGCUGGAGCACGUGGACGCCAGGAAGAAAUCCACAGAAAAGAAGUGCCCCAACCCAAUCUCCCCUCUGGCAGACCGAAGACUGAAAUCCAAGUUUCUGGGUUGCUCUGACUCUGUGGGCGGCACGUGCCUGGCAGGCUUACUGGAGACCCCUUUACACUGUAUCUCGGAGCACAGCCCUGAAACGCCCCUUCUGGGCACAUGUGACCACCUGGAUAUGUGCGCGUGGCAGCAGCACGUGGACAACCUGAUGGACCCUGAGACCAGCACCAUGUCCAGCUGCUCCAUCUGCCCGGCCGCCUACACUCCCAACUUCCCCAGUUUCAACGAGAAGGCCAGGCCUCUGCCACCCACCUGGAAGCCCCUAGCUGUGCCCACUGCCCGUCAUAAGGCUCCAUUCAUCCUUGACCAGUCCAAGAGGGUCUCAGCCAUGCCUGCUCCACUGCAGAUGUCCGCUGCACCCGGCCCCUCCCAGAAGGCCACAGCUUAUUCUCCUGCUCCCAAAAAGGCCCCAUUUCAGAAGCCCCCUCAUGUACCAACCAUUCCCCAAAAGGCCUCAGCUGUGCCUGGCCCAUCUCAGAAACCCCGUCAUGCACCAGCCACCCCCCAGAAGGCCCCAGUCAUGGUUGCGCCAUCUCAGAGGGCCCCAGGAACACUUGGUGUUUCCCCAAAGGCUGUUUCCCACCCUGCUCCCAACAGGAAAUCUGUGUUCCUACCUGCCCCUUCCCAGAAGGGUCUGACCUCACCCACCCAACACCGCAUGACACUGGGCCCUGACAGCGUCAGCGUGGUGCCCUCCAGAAGCCACGGAGGGGAUAUGCUUGAGAAGAGGAAGCCUGAAGAGAAGCCAGAGCCGGUGAAGUUAAUGGGCACCAAGGAGAAGAACGUGGUAGACACGAGAACUCAGAAAACAACCGUGGAGGUGCCUUUCACCACCACCGAGAAGAAGUCAGAGGAAGUCCUGAUCCGCAGGGCCCAGGAGAUCACUGUGAACGGCUUGAAGGGCAAGGGAAAGCUGGAGGACAGGGUCCAUACGAUGAAGGAGGAGAUUGCUCUGGACAUGCCAGGCUUCAAAUCCAAGGAGGUGGGGCAGCAGAAGAAGUGGGUCAAGACCAAGAAACUGGCCAUCCAAGAAGCCCCCCAGGAGCAGACCAGGCCCUUCUCCGUGGAAGGGCUCACCCUUGCCAAGCUGAUGAUCAUCGCCGGCUCCAAGGACCCCACCUUGAGGUCAGGUCUGGUCGACCUGCCCUCCUGGCUCUCAACUUCGCAGGGGUGUGACUUGUCCACGAUGGGCAGAGUACUCCUCAGCCCCACCCAUUUGUCCAUGCUGGAGGAGACGCUGGUGGGGGUCAGGGAGCAGCCGCAGUUGGGGGUCAGGGUGGAGGAGAUGCCCCAGGACUCAAAGGGACCUUCCAACGUGUCCUCUCGCCCCAGGCGUGCGCCCAGCAGCCCCAAGAUGAAUGUUGCCUCUCAGACUCCCAUCCCUCUGCCCUCCACGAGAUGGGAGGACAUACCCGAGUCGCCCACCUCGCUGACCCCCAUCUCAAAGAUGGAGGCCAGGGUCUCCCAGCAGCCCAGGAGAGUGUCUCAAGAGCCUGAGAGGGGGCCAGACCAGGGCCCUGUGGCCACAGUGGGGUCGAACCUGGAGAUCCUCCUGCCCACCCUCUUGGAAAUCGAGAGUAUGGAGGAUGAGGCCUCCAAGGUGGAGAAGAUAAAGGACGAGCUGGGCGCCUUUGCUCCUUCGCCCAGCAGGCCGCACUCGCAGCAGUCUCAAUAGUGGGAUGCGAGGGACUCAACUUCAGUCGCCAGUGUCCAGAGGAGCCUACCGGGGCCAGGCCCCCAGGUGCUGUGCACCUCUACUGUAAGAAGCAGGGUGCUGAAAAGGCCGGGCGGGGGCGGGGUGCUUCUUGCCGGGUAGAGACCAGAGCUAUCUAUACGUUUAUAUAGGGGACGGGACGGGGCGGGAGCCGAGGCCCGGGAGAGCCCGCGUGGUGCCCCAGCUUCGCAGA
Molecule: messenger RNA, 2719 nt
Organism: Capra hircus (goat)
Lineage: Eukaryota; Metazoa; Chordata; Mammalia; Artiodactyla; Bovidae
Gene: GARIN5B
Product: family with sequence similarity 71 member E2
Exons: 10
Coding region: 1-2487 (828 amino acids)
Cellular component (GO): nucleus
Source: RefSeq, a predicted model, not a curated record